This is a messenger RNA of Salarias fasciatus (jewelled blenny), 3495 nucleotides long. RefSeq names its product RAB4B, member RAS oncogene family (gene rab4b). Gene Ontology annotation, molecular function: GTPase activity; GTP binding. The record is from RefSeq and is a predicted model, not a curated record. The transcript has 8 exons. Gene Ontology annotation, biological process: Rab protein signal transduction. Lineage: Eukaryota; Metazoa; Chordata; Actinopteri; Blenniiformes; Blenniidae. The coding region runs from base 160 to 801 and encodes 213 amino acids.
CGUAGCACGCAGACAGCUGCCGUGUUUGGUCGGAGCGGAGGUAGCUAGGAGGGCAUCAAGGAAACCGCUAGCAUCGUAGAUAAACACCCCGGAAAGGUGUGCACCCCAGCUGUCACCACACCAAGGACCGAUUAACUCCUUCACGCAGCGAGGGUCAACAUGUCAGAGACAUACGACUUCCUGUUUAAAUUCCUGGUGAUUGGCAGCGCCGGGACCGGGAAGUCCUGCCUCCUGCACCAGUUCAUCGAGAACAAGUUCAAACAAGACUCCAACCACACCAUUGGCGUGGAGUUUGGUUCCAGGGUGGUCAACGUGGGCGGAAAGACGGUCAAGCUGCAGAUCUGGGACACUGCUGGGCAGGAGCGAUUCCGUUCUGUGACUCGCAGCUACUACAGAGGAGCAGCGGGAGCCCUGCUCGUGUACGACAUCACCAGUCGAGAGACUUAUAACGCUCUGACCAACUGGCUGACAGACGCUCGGACCCUGGCAAGCCCCAACAUUGUAAUUAUCCUGUGUGGCAACAAGAAGGACCUGGAUGCAGACAGAGAGGUGACCUUCCUGGAGGCCUCGCGCUUCGCUCAGGAAAAUGAGCUGAUGUUUCUAGAAACGAGCGCCCUGACCGGCGAAAAUGUGGAGGAGGGUUUCCUGAAGUGCGCUCGUACCAUCCUCAAUAAGAUAGACUCAGGCGAGCUGGACCCGGAGCGGAUGGGCUCGGGGAUCCAGUACGGAGACGCUUCGCUGAGGCAGCUGCGACAGCCGAGAGGCGCCGCCACACAGAACAAGCAGCAGUGUAACUGCUAGGGGCUCGCCGGACCCUCGCCUCAGCCCGCAGGCCCACACGGACGAGACGCCCCCGACAGCUCCAGGUGCUUUUGGGUGUGUUCGACCUUUCUCCCAGCUGUCUCACACACCUCGGAUCACCUUGACAAGUGGUCGCGGACAUCACUGCAACCCCCUGACCCCCGGUGGGAGAGUCCAUCUCCUACCCUAGGGGGGUCAGUUUUUAUGUCCCUGCGUCUGGACUGAACACACCACUGCUGAGACCGCGGUGGGGGUUUUAAAGACGAACAUUCUCCGUCACUCACCAGACGAGGACAGGUCUUGGGUUGUGUGUGUUUGUGCAGCCCCGAUGUUCUUUUAUUUUUGUGUCUUAGGAUUAUUAUUAUUUUAUUUUUAGUGAACCCAACAUGCUUUUUGCAUUUGCACAUCACUGUCUUUAAGUUAUUACUGUGAUGCUAUUUUGUGCUCAUCUGACCGUUGAUCUUUUGAGUUUUACUUUCAUUCAGACGCCACUGAUUGGUUAUUUCUGAUUUACUUUGACUUCAUGUCCCAUAAAUUCAGCUUUUCAUUGUUUUGGACGGUGAUAAACAGUCCAAAUACAUUUUUAUUUCUUUCAUAAGAAGUCAAAGUGUGAAUAGAAUAUUCUAAUGAAGUGCAAGGCUUCUGCUUUAUUCCUAAAAAAUACUCCAGUCAGUGGGAUUUCUGUGUACUUUAGCGUUUUAAGGUCUGAAUAGACAGAAUAAAGCUGAAAGUCCCCAGUCUGUGAAUCACAUAGUCUUACAUUUGAGAAUUUCAUUUUCGCUUUCAAACACACUGUAAAAAUAUUGGCCUUGGUAAUACUCAUGAUGCUUUGUAUCAUGACAGUGGUUCCUAGUGUGAUAUCACAGUAGGGGGGCUUCAGGGCGUCUGUCAAAAUUAAAUUUGCACAUGUGAAAUAAAACCAGAAUACGUCGUUCUACAAUCCAAAGUAAGCCUUGAGAGAACUUCCCGUAGCUUUCCCUUCGAAGGCUCCUGCUGUUUAUUUUUUGUUGUUGAGUGUUUGAUGUUUGUAGAUUUUUGUCUAGAGCUCAGACUGGGGGGUCCGCGGCUCUUUUUUUUAAGGCAAUCUUGGGGCGUCGACGAGGGUUAGAGAAGACUGGGAACCGCCUCAUCAUCAUCGUCUUGGUGGAGGGGAAUGUUCCAAUCACAGAGCGGAGGCUCUACACUCACAGACGUGAACUUGUGGGUCAUCUUAAAAGCACAAUGGGGAGAAAAAUGUCUUAUUUUAAUCCAAAGUUCCUGAAAUCUUUAAAGUAAGCGCCAUCACAACCUCGCCAUGUUCUGCUCUCUGUGUCUUUGGUGCUUUUGCAGCGAUAGAUGGAGAAAGUUAAAUCCGCCGGCUGAGUUUUUUUUUUUUUUUUUAAUUGCUUCCUGUGUGACCUGCUUUCCACGCUGCUGUACGAUGGACGUCACAGGAAGCCACAGCUGGCUUUGGCCUCUGCGUCGUGUUUGUGAAACGCUUGCGCCGCCCACCCGGUUCUCUGAAUCAAUCACGCCAGGUUUUGCGUGAGCCUGGAUGAAAGUCAGGAUCCUGUAUUUAACCUUUGCACGCCUCUCUUCAUCAAGCACAGAGUAGUUCUACAGAAUGUCUGAGUUCCCCGACGCGACCCAGAUGUUUCAGGAGAGAGGAAAACGGGGGGAUUUCCACCGAAACUUGAUUUCCUCGCAGCUCGGUUUGUGGUGUUGCUGGUGGAGAAACGGGGUUAGAAACUUCCCUCAUUCCCCGCCCUGCUGCUCAGUCAAACCGAGCCGCUUCUGUCCGAAUCGCCGAGCGCAGGUCGCGGCGCCCCGGCCGCCGGGACGUGAAAACAAGACCGCCUGAGGACGUAUGCAUGUCUCUGCCCUCGAGUGCGAGCAUAUGUCCUCCCAGACAAAACCAUAUGUGUUUUAACGCCAGCGAGCCAGCGCAGCGGCGGGAGGAACGCAGCGAGCUGCGGACACGAGCUUGUAAAAGAUACCAAGACACAGAUGGUCAGAACAUGUUGCGUCCAUAAAAUAUUUGCGUCGUGUGAUAGUUUGUCUCCUUCUGCAAAGUGCACUUUUACUUUUGGAUUUUUUUUUUGUUUGUUUAUAUGCUGUAAUUAUAGAAUUGUACAUUUUAUUAUUUUACUUGAACUGUAUACUGUAAUAAAGAUUUUAUUCGUUUUCUCAUUUCUUACUAAAUAACAACUGAGAUUUGAUCCUGCUGUUACCAGACCCAAAUAUUUUUAAUAGUUUGACCUCCGAACUGUUUGGUUUGUUCUUUUCUCACUGCUGCUGACACUCAGCUCUUGAUAGGAAGAUGUUUUUAUUUAAUUUUUCAGCUGUGGGUGUUCAGCAGCGUGUGAUUAUUUACAGGUGAAGAAGAUCGGAGAAAACCUGUAUGUUCACAAAUGUAUAUCCAAGUCACGUAAAUGGUGAAAUCCUCAGUGAGUUUGUCGUCUGUGUACAGUCCGUUGGUAAGCGGUCAUCAGAAUAGCCAUACGAUCAUCACUUCCCCAGUCCGAAUUCAGCCGUGAAUCAUGAAUCCAGCUCAGUUGUUGCUUAGUAACUAAUGUUAUAUAAUCAACCUAAAUACUACUGUACAUCUCAAGUAACCUGUAAAUAAGAUUUGUCUAUUGUCCAAUGAGGGGUGAGUGUUGCUCAUUGAUUGUAAUGAUUAUGCAAUUCCCAGUAAACUGGUUGUUUUUCAGUUGA